Molecule: messenger RNA, 1314 nt
Organism: Micropterus dolomieu (smallmouth bass)
Lineage: Eukaryota; Metazoa; Chordata; Actinopteri; Centrarchiformes; Centrarchidae
Product: FERM domain-containing protein 6-like
Exons: 13
Coding region: 1-1314 (437 amino acids)
Biological process (GO): positive regulation of hippo signaling
Cellular component (GO): cytoplasmic side of apical plasma membrane; cytoskeleton
Source: RefSeq, a predicted model, not a curated record
AUGAGGACGACGCAGAAGCGACAUGUGUGCGUCCUUAUACCAAACAAGCAGCACCUGGACUGUACUGUCAGGGUGAGAGCCAGAGGCCACGAGGUGCUGAAUAGUGUGUUGAAGCAGCUGGGUGUCAGUGAACUUCAAGUCCUCGGUCUGGCUGUUCUCAGAGAUAAUGAAUAUGUCUUUCUUGAUUUGGAGCAAAAACUGAGCAAGUACUUUGGGAAAAGAUGGAGCAGAGGAUCCUUAGCAGUCCCAUUCAUCUUAUUUCUGAGAGUGCAGUAUUAUGUAGAGAGUGGGCGACUACUUAUGAGCAGCAAAGUGCAGCAGCUCUACUACGCCGAGCUGAGGCAGAAGGUGCUGCUUUCCCAGAGCUUCCAUCAGGAAGCUUUGUUCUUCCAGCUUGCCGCUUCUGCGCUUCAAGCUGAAGUCGGAGAUCUGGAGCAGAGAGAGGGGAAUGAUGGAGAGGAGGAAGGAGAAGAAACGAGACCAGAGAGAAAACACAGACAUUACUUUCUUCCUGAAGAUUACUUCCCCUCUUGGCUGAUAAAGCGACGAGGACGAGACUUCCUGCUCCAGCACUGCCCUGUGUUACACUCUGAGCUGAGAGGUGUGUCACGUAGCCAAGCCGUCCUGCAGUUUAUAAAAGAGGCCAGCUGCCUGCAGGAUGGACCAGUCACCUUCUACAGGAUGAGACAGGAGAAAAAAGAGCUGAGAUGUUCGAUUCUUCUUGGUGUGGCAUUGAAAGGAGUCCAUAUUUCUCAGGAGGUGGAAGGGAAGCACUGCCAAUUGUAUGAUUUUUCCUGGACGGAUAUUGACCGCUUCACUUUCCAGGGCAGCAAGUUUGAAAUUGCUGCCGUGGGCUCCCUGUGCCUCCCUAAGCUGGUGUAUUACACUCCGUCAGCCUUCCACUCCAAACACGUCCUGAGGCACCUCAGCGACAGUCACCGGUUCCACAUCAACACCAGAGAUGCAGUCGGCUACAUCCAAGAGCUGGAAGACAUGCAGGCCUGUCAGUUUUACAAAGAGGCCUACAUCUGUGACACAACACGCUUAGCACACAGACUCCAGAACAACAGUCUCACAUCCUCCAUAGGAUACAACGUGUUUCUGCUGACUGUGGCAGAAGUCGAGCUGUGUGUGGACGAACCGGAAGAGUUUUUUGUUGACAACCCAGCUGAGGUCUUGUGGCUGGCUGAGCUGCUCCACGGUGCAUCUGUCGAUGGACCCUUGGUGUUACCCUCCUCUUACUGGGCAGCUGUCACCAUGGAGAUGAAGCAGGUUCUGAGGAGGAGAGCUGAUGAAGGGGUUUCUGUGGACUAA